This is a messenger RNA of Trichoderma atroviride IMI 206040, 627 nucleotides long. RefSeq lists its product as uncharacterized. The record is from RefSeq and is a predicted model, not a curated record. Lineage: Eukaryota; Fungi; Ascomycota; Sordariomycetes; Hypocreales; Hypocreaceae.
AUGAACAGGCCUCGCAACCGCCAGCCUCGACCCUCGGGGCAAAACGAGUCUCGGGGAAGAGGCAGAGGAAGAGGAAGAGGAGCAUCAUCCAACUUGGGACAUCGAGCGCCUGGAACGCCCCAGCAAGCUGCCGGCACCGUCCCGACGUUCAAACAGGUUGUGGCUGGUGCCGCUGUUUUCAUCAUCUUAAAAGAAGAUCAACCGACAGGCCGAGAAACUCAGGGCAUCGUGCAAGACGUCCUCACAUCAGGAGACCAUCCGCGCGGGAUCAAGGUCAGGCUGCGCAAUGGCCAAGUCGGCAGAGUGCAGCGACUUGAUGGCGGAUCCUCCGAACCAUCAGCCGGAGCAGCAAUGGCUUCCAGUACGUCGAGCUCGCGAUUCAGCAGCCGGUACACGGAUAUCAGAAAUGAUGAAGAUUUUGACUAUCUCGAGGGACCGCCCCCAAGGAGCUUGGCAGAUUAUAUGCCGGCUUUGGAAGAGCCUGCGGCCAAUGCAUCUUUAGGCGACGAUGGAGGCGCUCGCAUCAUCGAGGACAUGGUUGUCUGUCCAAUCUGCGAGGCGUUUGAGGGAGAUGAGGCUGCUGUUACGCAUCAUCUCGAUCGGGAACACCUGAGUUGAGAGGAACGC